AUGCAGGUUGCAAAGAUGAUCAGCAGCGACGCGGCAGCGACAGCAGAAGCGGAAGCGAGUCGUCACGGUAUGAUGAGCCGGCCCUACGAGAUGGUGAGGCAGCUAGGGUCAUGCAACGCGGUGGUUGUGUUCAGCGCGAGCGGCUGCCCAAUGUGCACCGUGGCCGAGCGCCUCCUCUUCAGCCUCGGAGUUGGCCCCACCAUCGUGGAGCUGGACCGCCACGUGGAGGGGCCGGACAUAAGGGAGGUGCUCCGAGAGCUGGCGGAUGGGCAGGGGCAGCAGCAGCCGGUUCCGGCGGUGUUCAUUGGAGGGAAGUUCUUGGGCGGCGUGGAGGCGCUGAUGGCUUGCCACAUCAACGGCAACCUCGUCCCUCUUCUCAAGCACUCCGGCGCUCUCUGGCUCUGAUCUGAUGACCGAUGUCCUGAUUCUAAGUCGACUGGUUUCGCUUUUAAUUAGUUAAUUAUAGUUUCAAGAACAUGCAUCUCUGAAACCCAUAAUAUCAACCGUAGGGUUUUGCUUCUCUCACUUUAGUCUUUGUCUUCUCUAGCUUGCUAUUGGCUUAUGAGUAGGAUAAUGAUGAUAAACUUAUAUUACGUACAAGCUGGGUUGUACGGCCUAUUUCGUGGGUAUAACAUGAAACAUGCUAGCCUAGUUCUCAUGAUGAUCAUAUGUAAUAUCUUUUUAGCUA
Molecule: messenger RNA, 688 nt
Organism: Rosa rugosa (rugosa rose)
Lineage: Eukaryota; Viridiplantae; Streptophyta; Magnoliopsida; Rosales; Rosaceae
Product: glutaredoxin-C9-like
Exons: 1
Coding region: 1-405 (134 amino acids)
Source: RefSeq, a predicted model, not a curated record